Molecule: messenger RNA, 666 nt
Organism: Medicago truncatula (barrel medic)
Lineage: Eukaryota; Viridiplantae; Streptophyta; Magnoliopsida; Fabales; Fabaceae
Exons: 1
Coding region: 1-666 (221 amino acids)
Source: RefSeq, a predicted model, not a curated record
AUGGAUCAUGAACACUCAUUGCAAAGAAAGCCUCCAGGAGCCCCAUACACAUGCACUGGUUGUGGAGAACUAGGGUUCGGAUCAAGCUACCAUUGCGAAAAUAUCAAUUGCAGUUAUGUCCUUCAUGAAGUAUGUGCAAAUCCCGAUCCUUACGCCUUUCAUCCAUUUUUCGAGAAAAGCUAUUUCGAGUUCCAUCGAAAACCACCUGGAUAUAAAACAAGAUACUGUAAUGCUUGUGGAAAAGAUGUGUUAGGGUUUGUUUAUCAUUGCUCUAGCACAGACUAUGAUCUUCAUCCAUGUUGUUUGAAGUUGCAACAUAGUAUAUCUGAUGAUAACGGAAACGUGACGUUGAAUUUGUCAAAGAGAGUUCAUUCAAAGUGUGGUAAAUGUAAGCAUAAGCAUGUUAUGGGAAAAGUUCAAGGAUGGUCUUAUUAUGAUGGAAAUUCUUGCUAUCAUGUGUCUUGUUUCAAGGAUUUGAUUCUUCAGAAUUGGAGGAUGGGUUAUUUUUCUGAAGGAGAUAGAGAAGCUCAACUUGUUCUCACACGGUCAAGAAGAACAAGGACUAUGAGCAAGUACACAAAGAUAGCUGUUGUGAUUUUCAAGCUACUAUUUUCAGCUAUUUUUGGAAACCCUAUAUCUGCUGUUUUUACUCUUGCUUCAAAUUAA